Amorphotheca resinae ATCC 22711 is the source of this 854-nucleotide messenger RNA. RefSeq lists its product as hypothetical. The transcript is spliced from 3 exons. Gene Ontology annotation, cellular component: endoplasmic reticulum membrane; endoplasmic reticulum. The record is from RefSeq and is a predicted model, not a curated record. Bases 30 to 851 code for a protein of 273 amino acids. Lineage: Eukaryota; Fungi; Ascomycota; Leotiomycetes; Helotiales; Amorphothecaceae.
CCUUUUCUCUCAAGGCAAUUGACCUCACAAUGGUUUCUCUCAAGUUCUCUGCUCUCGCCCCUCUGGCUCUAUGGAUUGUCAGCGUCUUUGCUGCCGCUGAUGCUGCCGAGCCAGUCGACGCCAACCUCGCGGUUGAAGUCAGCGUAGCUUUCCCCGAGGCCGAGAUCUUUGGGAUCAAGCUCGUGAAUGGACGACCGACCAAGGCCCUGCUCGAUUUCACGAACAAUGAACCAGAGCCGGUGCAGGUCGCGUUCAUCGGAGGGGCGCUCCUCAAUCCUAAGCCACUAGCACCUGAACAGCCUCCCUGGACUGCGGUGGUGAGGAACCUGACGAACACGAGAUAUGAUCUCUCAAUUCCGGCCGGCGAGAAGGCGAGCUUGCCGUACAAUUUCGUCACGGAUAUGAACCCGCAGGACUUGACGCUGAACCUUCUCGCCGUGAUUAUCAGUCAAGCGGGAGCAGUUUAUCAGCUCCAGGCGUAUAACGGGACGGUGUCUGUGGUGGAGCCUGCUACGAGUUUCUUCGAUCCUCAAAUCAUCUUCCUGUAUCUCUUCCUCCUUGCCGUUUUCGCAGGAACCAUCUACUUCGUCUACAAGACCUGGAUCGAGACUCUCUUCCCACAAACAAGACGCGGAGGCAAAGGUGGUGAGCGCGCUAAGCGUUCUACUGCUGGAACGAAGGCUGCUGUUAGCCCCAAGGAGGCGUCGGCUACUGGAGCAGCGGCCGCGAGUGGAGCAUCACAGAAGGCAUAUGAUGAGAGCUGGAUUCCGGAGCAUCACAUUAACCGCCCCAAGGCGAGGAGAGUGCAGAGCGGAGGCGCGAAGACGAAGAAUAGGGCCUCUGCAGAGUAGAUG